Lathyrus sativus (Indian pea) is the source of this 900-nucleotide messenger RNA. The record is from the annotation of a GenBank genome assembly. NCBI's taxonomy places the organism in Eukaryota, Viridiplantae, Streptophyta, Magnoliopsida, Fabales, Fabaceae.
AUGAGUUCUACGAAAGCAAAGAAGAAGCAAACGACAGGGACAACCAGCGAAACGACAACAACAACUACAACGACACAAGAACAGCAACAAACGGCAUGGGGAGGAAGGUACCUCGGAGUUCGAAGAAGACCAUGGGGACGAUACGCCGCUGAGAUUCGCGAUCCUUCGACGAAAGAAAGACACUGGUUAGGAACAUUUGACACUGCUGAAGAAGCUGCUUUAGCUUACGACAGAGCCGCACGUGGCAUGCGUGGGUCACGUGCUAGAACCAAUUUUGUUUACGCCGAUACACCUCCUGGUUCUUCUGUUACUCCAAUCCUCUCCCCCGACCAACAACAACGACAAGAACAAGCUUUUCAUGAACUUUCGUUUGUUCUUCAACAUGAACCGGAGAUGUUUCCGGUUCAACGUAACCCGGUUCAGUCUCUCGACUCGGUUUCUUUCCUAACAUCCUCCGGUAAUUACGGUUACGGUUAUGGUGAGGAAAAUAAUAAUAGUAAUUAUUUUAAUAGUAUUAAUUUUAAUAAAUAUAACCUUCCUCCUCAAGUUCCUCUUGCUACAUUGGAGGCCAGUAUUAAUAAUAAUACUCAUGGAAAUGAAAAUUCCCAUUUUAACCAACAAGUGUUUUUUGAAGACGUUGUUGUUAGUAGUAGUAGCAGCAGUAACAGCAUUGAACUUCCUCCUUUGCCGCCGGAUAUUACUAGCUCCGCGUGUUAUGAUCCGGCGUUCAACGGCGGUGAUAAUGAUCAUGGGUAUUAUUAUUCAUCAUGGGAGCAGAAUGUUGGAGGUGAUUGUUAUAAUAAUCAAAUGGUGGGUACAAAUAUUGGAGGUGCAGAGAAUAAUGUUGUGGCAGGUUCUAUUGAUGGUUUUGAUUUUGGAGGCUCUUCCUUUUUCUUUUGA